This is a messenger RNA of Aspergillus pseudotamarii, 1228 nucleotides long. It is a transcript of the gene arfA, whose product is annotated as putative ADP-ribosylation factor. The coding region runs from base 398 to 949 and encodes 183 amino acids. NCBI's taxonomy places the organism in Eukaryota, Fungi, Ascomycota, Eurotiomycetes, Eurotiales, Aspergillaceae. Gene Ontology annotation, cellular component: plasma membrane; cytoplasm. The record is from RefSeq and is a predicted model, not a curated record. Gene Ontology annotation, molecular function: GTP binding; GTPase activity. Gene Ontology annotation, biological process: vesicle-mediated transport; intracellular protein transport. The transcript is spliced from 5 exons.
GAAUUUUUUCUGAUUUUAUACACAUUAACAUAUUGAUAUCGCUAUUCCCUUAUAGUCUUUUUUUUUUUUUUUAAACUACCCCCUCCCUAUUAUCCUUAUUUGAUAAUCUUAACAGAAUAGGAUUGUUGUGGUUCUAGUCGGGUUUUCGUUAGUGACGGAAGCUACGCCGGCGGCUGAAUUUCUCGACCUGGCACUUUGGCACCCAAAAUUUCCAACUUGGACAAAACCAGUGGUCCGCCGAGUGCUCCAUACUAACGAACAGAGUUGAGACUUGUCUUCGUCGUCUCUACCCGUUUGACUCGAUUCUCCCUUCCCGCCAUAUCUCGAUCUGUGAUUCUCACCAUUUACUCACCUUCAUACCCUUGACCUUUGAGAAUCCCUUUUCGCCACCGCCAUCAUGGGUCUCACCUUCUCGAAGUUGUUCGACCGCCUAUGGGGCAGAAAGGAGAUGCGAAUUCUGAUGGUCGGUCUUGACGCAGCCGGAAAAACCACCAUUCUGUAUAAGCUGAAGUUGGGUGAAAUCGUCACCACCAUCCCCACAAUCGGUUUCAACGUCGAGACUGUCGAAUACAAGAACAUUCAGUUUACCGUGUGGGAUGUCGGUGGUCAGGACAAGAUCCGUCCUCUCUGGAGACAUUACUUCCAGAACACUCAGGGUAUUAUCUUCGUCGUCGAUAGCAACGAUCGCGACCGUAUUGUCGAGGCUCGGGAAGAGUUGCAGCGCAUGUUGAACGAGGAUGAACUCCGUGAUGCUCUUCUCCUUGUUUUCGCUAACAAGCAAGAUUUGCCGAAUGCCAUGAGCCCCGCCGAAAUUACCCAGCAGCUCGGUCUGCAAAGUCUCACUCGCCGUGCUUGGUACAUCCAAUCUACCUGCGCUACCACCGGUGACGGUCUGUACGAGGGUCUCGAGUGGCUCGCCGAUGCUUUGCGGAAGACGAACCAUACUUAAAUUGUUAUAAUGCGAUAAGUGGAAGAAUACCUGGACGUGUGACUGGGAGUUGGGGAUGAUGGAUGGGGGCCGAAUCGGAAAAGACACCUCGCGUAGGGAUGGGAUAUGCUACUUGGUGGUGCUUGUAUGUUCUCUAACGGCUCUUCAUUCUUCUAUGCUAUUUAGCUUUUAUUGUUCUCUUUCAUCCCGGCGUCGAUCCUAACGAAAUACUCCUUUUGUGCCCUGAAACCUCAUAUCUUUCAUUUCUUUUUUUGGUCUCCAUGUGUUCUCUUACAGUCA